AUCAUUGAUUCACAGAUCACACAGACACAGACACAGACACAGACUCAUCCCAAAAUCUCAACCCAAUCACUUCACUUCACUCCACUCAUCUCCUUCAAUUCAAUUCCAAUUGAGUUGAGUUCAGAUCCACCACCAUUGAACUUCACUUCAACACCACCACCACACAAUGCCUUCAACUCACUCUCCCAUUUUCAUUCCCCAAAUUACCCUCAUCGCUUUCCUCUAUUUCCUAGUCCUAUCCCCACGACCCUCCCUCUCAUUCAACAUCACCGCCCUCCUCUCCACCUUCCCGGAAUUCUCCCAAUUCACCGCCCUCAUCGCCCCUCUCUCCGACGACCUCUCCCACCGCUCCUCCCUCUCCCUCCUCGCCGUCCCCAACUCCGUCCUCUCCUCCGACGACCGCCUCUCCCGCCACCAGCUCACCCCCUCCACCCUCCCCGACGUCCUCCGCUACCACGUCCUCCUACAAUAUCUCUCCUGGUCCGACCUCCGCUCCCUCCCCCCCUCCGGCAAGCUCAUCACCACCCUCUACCAAACCACCGGCCGCGCCACCGGUAACCUCGGCUCCGUCAAUCUCACCUGCGACCCCGUCACCGGCCUCGUCUCGAUCCACCCCCCCACCCCAUCCUCCUCCUCCUCCGCCGCCACAAACGCCACCGUUCUCUCCCUCGUGAAAACCCUCCCUUACAACGUCACCAUUUUCUCCGUCAAUGCCCUCCUCAUCCCCGGCGGCUUCGACCUCAUGGCCUCCGAGACCGGGCCCACUUCCUUCAUCAACAUCACCAAAGCCCUCAUCGACGGCCACAACUUCAACGUCGUCGCGUCCCUCCUCUCCGCCUCCGGCGUCGUGGAGGAGUUCGAGAGCGACGAGGGCGGCGCCGGGAUCACGUUGUUCGUCCCCGUCGACGACGCCUUCGCCGAUCUCCCUGCCUCCAUCUCCCUCCAGUCACUCCCGGCGGACAAGAAGGCCGUCGUGCUCCGAUUCCAUGUCCUCCAUUCGUAUUACCCUCUCGGGUCGCUGCAAUCCAUCACGAAUCCAUCGCAGCCCACGCUCGCCACCGAGGCCAUGGGUGCUGGAUUCUACACCCUCAACAUCUCCGCCUUCAACGGCUCCCUUGCAAUCAACUCCGGCAUCGUUCAGGCCUCCGUCACUCAAACAGUUUUCGAUGAGAAACCCGUUUCCAUUUUCGGCAUCUCCAGGGUCCUUCUACCCAAAGAGAUUUUCGGGAAGAAUCCGAUCGUGUCUUCCAGGACCGCGCCUCAGGACGGUGCUCCUCCACCCGAAGAGGACGCGCAUUCGCCGGAGACUUCACCGGGGUUGGAUGGCAGCCCUUCACACCUUUCUUCGCCGCCGGGGCUCCGGGAUGAUGUGCUCUCAGAAGGUGUUGUUCAUGGUUCGGAGUCAUUUGUUGUUGUUGUUGUUCUAUGCUGUAUAGGAUUGUAUUUAGUGGUAUAAGAUAAAUUCGUUUGAUUUCUUCUUCUUAAUUUUUUUUGUGGGGUUUUUGUUUUGAUUUUCUCCACCUUUCGGUACACUGUUAAUUGCAUUAUUAUUGGGUUGCAAAAUGCAAAUGCAGCCUUCUGUUUAUUGCUUAUUUAUCAUCUUCUUUACGAAUUUGUUCUGGAAUCUUCAAUUUUCAAUCCAAUUAUUGGUGUAAUUAGUGUAAUUAUGGAGUUCAAUGUUGAUUCUCUGUUUUUCUUUUCUUU
Lotus japonicus is the source of this 1704-nucleotide messenger RNA. Its product is annotated as fasciclin-like arabinogalactan protein 4. Lineage: Eukaryota; Viridiplantae; Streptophyta; Magnoliopsida; Fabales; Fabaceae. The coding region runs from base 167 to 1456 and encodes 429 amino acids. Gene Ontology annotation, biological process: multidimensional cell growth; abscisic acid-activated signaling pathway; mucilage biosynthetic process involved in seed coat development. The transcript has a single exon. Gene Ontology annotation, cellular component: plasma membrane. The record is from RefSeq and is a predicted model, not a curated record.